Messenger RNA from Erigeron canadensis, 1220 nucleotides. Its product is annotated as beta-carotene hydroxylase 2, chloroplastic-like. Gene Ontology annotation, cellular component: chloroplast. The coding region runs from base 120 to 1043 and encodes 307 amino acids. The transcript has 7 exons. Gene Ontology annotation, molecular function: beta-carotene 3-hydroxylase activity; iron ion binding. The record is from RefSeq and is a predicted model, not a curated record. Gene Ontology annotation, biological process: xanthophyll biosynthetic process; carotene metabolic process. Lineage: Eukaryota; Viridiplantae; Streptophyta; Magnoliopsida; Asterales; Asteraceae.
CAAAAUCCAACAUGUGGUCUACAUCUAUUCACCACCACCACCACCAUCCACCGCCCUUUUUCCCUUUCCCUCUAUAAAACCAUUAUUUUCCUCUUUUUCUCUCUAUAUCUCCGCCGUGAAUGUCAUCAAUGGCGGCAGCUAUUUCCGUCCCUUGUAGCUCAAGGUCUUUUCGUAUGGGCCGAAUGCCGUUCCUUGGUCAAAAACCCACUUCCAAGUUCCCAUCUUCUGUCAGAAAAUUCGACCCGUUUGGAAUUCGGUUGGGCCGAAUCUCUAGCUUGACUGUCUGUUUCGUUGCGGGUGAUAAAAAAAUGGAUACCCGACCUGUUGAAAUGGAUAGUAGUACUAAUCCUGUUGCGGAUUCUGAAGUAGUGACGAAUAGUAAUCGUGUGGUUGAGGAAAAAAUGGCGAGAAAAAAAUCUGAAAGAUUAACUUAUCUUGUUGCUGCAAUUAUGUCUACUUUUGGAAUUACUUCUUUGGCUAUUAUGGCUGUUUAUUAUCGCUUUUCUUGGCAAAUGGAGGGUGGAGAGGUUCCUUAUGUGGAGAUGUUUGGUACAUUUGCUCUAUCUGUUGGUGCUGCGGUAGGAAUGGAGUAUUGGGCCAGAUGGGCGCAUGAAGCGCUUUGGCAUGCUUCUUUGUGGCACAUGCAUGAGUCGCACCAUAAACCACGAGAAGGUCCAUUUGAGCUCAACGAUGUAUUUGCCAUCAUAAACGCCGUUCCAGCAAUUGCUUUACUUAACUACGGGUUCUUCCACAAAGGGAUAGUUCCCGGGCUAUGUUUUGGUGCCGGGCUUGGGAUAACAGUAUUUGGAAUGGCAUACAUGUUCGUCCACGAUGGACUUGUUCAUAAGAGAUUCCAAGUGGGUCCCAUUGCAAAUGUUCCCUACCUUCGAAAGGUUGCAGCUGCCCACCAGUUACAUCACACGGAUAAAUUUAAUGGAGUUCCUUAUGGCUUGUUUUUGGGACCUAAGGAGCUUGAAGAAGUGGGAGGAGAUGAGGAAUUGGAAAAGGAGAUUCAAAGAAGAAUCAAGUUGUAUAAUAAAUAAAAACGUAUAUAAAUAUAAAAUUCAAAUUAAAUUUAAUUUGUUUCGUGUGUUAUUCCGCUUUUGGUUACAUAGAAGAUUAGUACAAAGUAGAAAGAAAAGAAAAGCAAGCAAUGACAUACUUGGUACGAAUGCAAUUUUGUUAAUUGAUCUAAUUUCUGAUAGAAAUUUAGUGUUUCA